Molecule: messenger RNA, 2264 nt
Organism: Paramecium sonneborni
Lineage: Eukaryota; Ciliophora; Oligohymenophorea; Peniculida; Parameciidae
Source: the annotation of a GenBank genome assembly
AUGGAUCAGAAAUUUAUAUAGGCAAAAAGUUUACAAGAAAAGUUGCAAAUAAUACAUUCUUAAGACAAAAGACUAUCUGCAUCUGAACUUGAAAACUUAUAUAAGAGCAUUCAUGGAGAGAAACCUAGUGAUCGUGCUUAUAAAAUAUUAGAUAAAGCAUUAGAUAAAAAUUUUGGCGGUCUUCUUCCAGAUAAGGCUUCUUUUAGUAUGGAUUAUAAUGAGGGUGUUUUUAAGAGAAUUACAGAGUCAUUAGAAGAUUUAGAGAUGGUUGGAUUGUAUGCAAAAUAUGUUGUAUAAAAUUGUCGUGUUGAUUCACAUAGACUAUUACUCAAGUAAUUAGGAUAUGUAACAGAGAGAUUAAUUAGAAAAUUUAGAUAAUAAGGAACAAUUGAAGAGCAUCUUUGUUUAAAUAAAUAAAUAGUUAUUGAAUUAGUAAGUAUAUUGUGUCCAAAAGAUAUGACAUACAAUCCAGAAUUGUUAAAAUUAAUAUUAAAAGCAUUUGGAGAUUAUCGGGAUGAGGAAUUAUUGAAAAGAUUAGCAGAUAGUCUGAUUUAGUAAUGUAAAGAUAAUCUCAAUUAAAAUAAAAAUCAUGAUUGGUUGAUGCUUAUAGUUACUAUAUUUGAUUAAGCAAUUGAAUAAUAAGGAGUAUGUCUACAUAUUUUAUAUAAAAAAAUUGGAAACUCUACAUUAUGUAAUAUCAUUAACAAACAUAAGAACUAUUUUUUAAUUAAUUAUUUUGAUAAUCCAGAUAAACCUGUUAAAAUAUUUAGAGGUCUAUUAAAAUAUAGCAUUUAAAAUGAGAACUUAUCUAUUUUAUAAAAGAUAACACAUAUAUUAGAGGAAUAAAUGCGUUAAAAUUAUAAUCAAAGUUCAUAUUUAAUUUUAAGUGAAAUUUAUGUUUAAGUCAUCUUACCAUAAUUAUUACCUUAAUUACAUAUAAAUAUUAAUAUUUUAGAUUUAUUACAGGUAUUUUUAAUAGGUAUGUCAAGAAGUCAAGAAUUAUUGACAGAUGAAUAUAUUAAAAUAAUGUGUGAUAGAUUAAAAUUAAUGAUUGAUUUAAAAUAGAAUGAUCGAUAAGUAUUUGAUAAGAUAAUUGGAUUUAUAAAUGCAAUUUAUAAAAAGUAUUAGAAUAUAUUAUCAUAUCAUGAAUCAUUUCAAAAAUUAUUGAAUAUCACAAGAGAUAAAUAUUCUGAUCAAUACAAUAAAAUAGAUCAUGUUGAAUGGGAGAGUAAAAUUUUGAAACAUAUAAAUUUUGAUGAUAAUUUAUAUGAUCGAAAUGAUUGUGAUAAUUUUGUAGGACUAGAAAAUCUUACUAAUACUUGUUUUAUGAAUAGUAUUUUAUAAGCACUUUAUAUGACAGAUAGUUUUCGAAAAUUUAUAUUAAUGAAUUCAAUUCCAGAUGCAAAAUAAUAUAAUGCAUUAAGAAAAUUAUAUAUGUUAUUAAAUUAUUAAUAAUCUGGAUUUUGUUCACCAUAUGAAUUAAAAAGAUUACUUAGACCUCCAUAUAGUAAUACAAAUGAUUAAUAAGAUGUUGGAGAAUUUGCUCAUCAUUUUUUAGAAGAUCUACUUAAAUAUAUACCGAAAGAAUAAUAAGAAAUAUUAGAAAACAUUUUCUUUGGUACUCAUAGAUCAGUUAUAGAAUGUCCUAAUUGUAAUAUAUCAUUGGGUUAAAUUGAAAAGUUCUUAGGAAUUGAUUUACAUUUAAAUAAACACACUUAAUUAAAAGAUAUGAUUGCAUAAGUAUAUGAGGUUGAAUAAAUAGAAUUUACUUGCGAAAAAUGUUAACGUAAAUCUAAUGAUAUUAAAAAGUCUUUGUAAAUACAAAAUUUACCUCCUGUCUUGUUUAUGACUAUAUAAAGGUAUACUAUUAUAUUUAAACAGAUUUUAAUAUGAUGCUUAAUCUUAAUAAAUGACAAAGAUUCUCGCAAAAGUUCCUCUCAAAUUUGAAAUCGAUAUGAGAUUAGUAUUUCAAUAAUAACAUCUAGAUGCUCAAGAUAGUUUAUAUAUAUUAUAUGCAUUCAUUGUGCAUCUUGGCAAAAAUAGUUUUUCAGGUCAUUAUUCUUGUUAUGCAAGAUCGAUGUCUAAACCUGAAACUUGGAUUUGCUUUGAUGAUGAUUAAAUAAAUCAAUAUGAAUUAACUAGUGAAGACUUAAAUUCAUAAUUAAUGUAAACUAAUAAUAAUAAUAUAUUAUAGUGAUGAGGAAACUCCGUAUAUACUCUUUUACAAAAAUAAAUCUGGUCAUUGUUUAAGUAUCAAUAAAUGA